UGUUUGUAAAUAACCUUAUCAAUUUGCUACGAAAAAUAUACCUACUUGGUUUCUAAAAAUGCAAGACUAUCAAAUAAAGAACAAUCUAAUCACUGCAGAUGGUAUAAAAAUCAUGACAGUCAAUGACUACCCUCAAGAUGUAUUCCGACAAAAGAACUUCAUGAACGGCCUUCAGAAUGCUCGGAACCUCUUGAAAGACCUCCUGGAAAGCCUGGAAGAAACGAGGAAAUACGAGAAUGAACUGAUGCGAUGUGGAAGUACUCACGUCCAUGAACGUAAAGACCACAAAACUAAUGAGUGGUUGAGCGAUGAGCAAAACCACAAGACUUGGCAAUCAUCAGGUUCUGAAACGCAAGACUACGGGGCCUUAGAAUCGUGGUCGACCAUGAGCAUUGUCUGUCUACAAUAUCAAUACGAAGAACUAGCAAAGCGCUACAAAUCCCUACUCUGCCAGUACUCGUCUUGUUGCGAGGCCGACAAUGCUAAGAACACGGAGGUAGCACGCCUGCAGGCCCUUGCCAACUCCACUCAUGCGCAACUCAUGGAUGCUCAUACGAUGCUAUUAGCUGUUGGGGAGAAAUACAUGUCGCUGAGGGAAAGAAAGCUUGCCAUGAAACACGCAUACUCCAAGAAAGUUCACCAACUGAAGCGAGCAGUGAAGAAGUUGAUAGCAGCAGCUGACCGAGCCAGGUGCGAACUCGACUUAAGUCUGAAGAAAGCGAUGAGGACUGAACGGCAUGGGGCAGCUGCCAUGUUGCUUGCUGAGAUUCAAAAAUGCAACAAUCUAUGCUUAGAAAAUCUUCGUUUGAAAGCCCAAGCUCAAGAACUAAUCCCACGAAAGGAUAUUUUUUAUUAGAAUUUUAUUUAGUGGGCCUCUAUUAUUUAUAAUACGAAUAUUAUUAAGAAUUAAACAAGGU
Messenger RNA from Cydia strobilella, 917 nucleotides. RefSeq lists its product as uncharacterized. The transcript has 6 exons. NCBI's taxonomy places the organism in Eukaryota, Metazoa, Arthropoda, Insecta, Lepidoptera, Tortricidae. Bases 59 to 856 code for a protein of 265 amino acids. The record is from RefSeq and is a predicted model, not a curated record.